This is a messenger RNA of Leptopilina heterotoma, 5410 nucleotides long. RefSeq names its product arf-GAP with Rho-GAP domain, ANK repeat and PH domain-containing protein 1 (gene RhoGAP15B). Lineage: Eukaryota; Metazoa; Arthropoda; Insecta; Hymenoptera; Figitidae. Gene Ontology annotation, molecular function: GTPase activator activity; phosphatidylinositol-3,4,5-trisphosphate binding. The transcript has 13 exons. The coding region runs from base 1413 to 5144 and encodes 1243 amino acids. Gene Ontology annotation, biological process: positive regulation of GTPase activity; signal transduction. The record is from RefSeq and is a predicted model, not a curated record.
CAAUUUGAAAAGUGUUUAGUGGGGAGUGACUCACUGAUUCACUAUCAUAGAAUGGUAUGAGUGUAAUAAAAGUGGAAGGAGAAGAGAGGAUAGUGUGGGCGAAAUGGGGCGAGCAGCGAGAACGAGAAGCCAGCGAAGCGAAUGCCAGGCCAUACGAUACGAUGUUCAGUGCUUGACUGUCAUUCAAUAGGACAGCACAAUAUUUUUUUUUCCUCAUUCAUUUUUUUUUAAACAUAUUUCCAUUUCGAUACACACGUUUUCAUUCAUUAUUCAUAAAAUGAAGAAAAGUUUUCAAGAAUCUCUCUCUUGGAAAUUAUGAUCGGAGGAAGGAAAAAGGAAAAAUACAUCACCACUAAAUUGUCUCGUGAUUUCUUCUCUAAUACUAUUUUCUGCAUUUCAAUGAAAACAGCUGUCAACAUCAGUGCUCAUUAAUAGUUUGUAACAGCUCCGAGUUGACUGACCCGGUACAAGAAAUCGCUUUGAGUCUUAUCCAAACACCAGCAAGUUUCAAAAGAAAAAGAGGAGACGAAGAAGAAAGAAAGUGAAAAGUUGUGUUGUUCUCCAGAGAGGAUUGCAGUGUUUUUUUCUUAUUGUGAUGCUGCAUUAUUGUAUUCUCGAUCUGAUUUUAGUAAUAGUGCAAGAGUUUAUUUUUGGAAUACUUGUUGCUGUAAAUAUUCCUCAUAUUCAUGAGGAAUAUUUCUUGAUAUUCGUGAGAAAUAUUUCUUCUUCAUGAGGAAUAUGUCUUCUUACUCAUGAGGAAUAUUGUGGAAAUAUCAGUUUUGUGAGUGGGGAAGAAUAUUCUUUUUUUUUUAUCAAGACACCUUUUCGUUGUGUGGAUUUAUUUUGGAGCCUGUUUUUUGCACGCGUGAUUUUCCGUCUGCGUGGAAGAAAAAGAGAGAAAGACCAUCUCAAGAGAGAGAGAGAUCACAAUGCCAAAGACGAGGAUCAACGACCAGAAGAGGUGUUCACGAAGCGCAAGGAAAAAAAUUAUCUCGAAACUUCCUUUCCGUCUUUGAUGCUUGAAACUUGUCCAUCGACGUCGAGAGUUUGUGUUUAUUAAAAGAGAGGAAAGAAAAAACAAAGUCCUUUAUAAUACCGGAAAGACAUUUAGAAGAUUGAAAGAGCAGACAGUGUGAUUCAUUCAAAAUCAUAUAAUCAACACACCCGACAGAUUAUAAAACGUGCCAUUCCUUGUUUUAUUCGAUAGAGGAAUGUGAGUGCCUCCUGCAAUUCUGGUGACUAAUAUUUUUUCCUGAUUUUUUCUCUCAAUAAAUCGCAAAUUCUCUCUAUCUUCUCGAUUUAAUCGUUUCAAAAUACUCUUAUCAAGAAAAGAAGAAAAGAAGAAAAAGAGAAAAAGACUUGAAAUGAAAAAAUUUCAAAUUUCAAAUUGAGGAGAGAAAAAAAAGGAAAUUAUGAUGGAAGUGAAACCGGUACCAAAACCGAGAUCAAUCCUCCAAGCAGAGAGAGCAAUUCCAAUACCAGCGCCGAGAACAUUGCAAGUGACGAGAUCAUCAAGUCCAAGUGAAUCGUUGCAAUCGGAAAAAAGUGACGAGGCAAAAUCAGAAUCGAAAACAAAUUCGGAAUUUUUCAAAAAUUUGAGUACAUGCUCAAAGCAAUUGAAGGAUGAAAUCUCCGAGAAAAUGACAGUAAAGGGACGUGCCGUUAUAUCGAGUACACGAAAUGCGAGUAUACGUUUGGAGAAGUCGGUGAAGAAUUUAAUAACACGUCGUUUGGCCUCACUCAAUCAGGACGAUAUUCAAGAUAUCGAGAGUAAAGCAAAAAAUCCAAUUGAAGACGAUCGUUGCACAUCACUACCGGCAAAUGAUAUUUUCAGUACAAUUUCAUUUUACAGUCCACUAAAUAGUAAUUUGAAGAGUGUGAAAAAUGAAGAGGAUUUGUCUGGUGCGAGGUAUAGUCCACCGCCUCCCGUCUAUCCACCGCCACCACUUCCCGAUGAAUCAAUUUACGAUGAAUUACAAUCAGUCACUUCGGGAAAUAGUAGCAGUCGUUACGAUACAUUGAGUUCAACAUUCUCCGAGAGGGCUGAACGUGACUUCACCGCUGAGCCAUUUAAUUUAUUGAAAUUCGCCCAAAAUCAUGGAAGUGAUUCCGAUCAGAGUUUAAAUAUGUCCGAUAUUCAUGGGAGUCAGGAGGUGGCGAAAAGAUUAUCGAGAUCGGAUUCAUGGACAUUUUACGAUGCUGCCACGGGAAAAUCUGAUAAGACUGAUGGCACUGAUGAAUUGGACAGGAUAUCGAGUGCUGAUGAGGAGGAGCCACCGAUUAGAAAGAGAAUUUCCUCUAAUUCGAAUAUUAGUCAUGUGUCUUUGCAGAAUUCUUUGUAUGAAAAUUGGGCUUUGAAGAAGAAUUCAUCAAGUGAUGAGAGUUCGGUGAAGAACGAGGAAAAUUCCCCGUCUGGCCCAAGAAGAGAGCAAUCGAAAUCGGUAUUAUACGAAUUUGAUCCAUUCGCAAAGACUGAGUGCAACGUUUACAGUAAUUACGAAAAUAAUGACCUCCUAUUAUUGAAGGCCUUCUUGGAGAACAAUGAAUCAGCGAGCAGUGGAGGAAGUGCAAACGAUAUAAGAGAAGAAAGAGAAGAAGAAGUAGCAGCAGCAGAAGAAGAUGAUGAUCAAGUUCAAUUAGAGGAGGAUUCAAUAGUUCAAAGUGAAAUUUCCACAAUUCCACCGACGCCACCAAGACGCUUUGAUUCAUUACCAAAAAAUGAAUACGACGAAGUUGAAAUGGUCGAAACACCAGAGAAAUUACCAACAAAAAAGAGUCCAGCAUUAUUACCAAAAUUGGCGCAUCUCGCCUCAAGAAAACAACCGGCAGUUCCGCCAAGGAAAUCGGCAAUUAAAAAUAAUAAUUUAAAUAAAUCACUCUCGGACACUGUCGAGGAGGCAAUUAUAAAUAAUAAUAAUAAUAAUAAUUCAUCGUCGAGUACAGCUGGUGCUUUAGUUAAGAGUUCAGAGGAGAAACGAACGAGUGUUAUGCAGAGAUUAAUGAAACCUAAUAAUAUGUUAAAUUUUGUGAAAAAUGGAAGUAAACAGCUAUUGUCAAGAAAUCGUGAAUUAGUUGAAGUGAAUGUGAAGAGUGUUAAUUCGAAGAAAUUAGAGAGACCAAAGACAUCGUUGGGAAAUCAAAAUCCACCGAGUCAUAGGGGUGUGAUUUACAGAUCGGGCGUUGGAAUUGAAAGAGCCAAAGAUUUAGUUUCGAGAGCCGCUGUUUUAAUUGAUCAAAAACUCUCGUUUUACAGUGAUAAAAGUAUGUCAACUGUGAAGGAAGUCAUUAGCCUUGAAAAGAUCCACAGUAUUCAUCUGUUGCAAGAUGUCAAAGUAGUCGAUGGUGAAAAUGUUCACUGCAUUGCAAUUCAUUGUGAAGGACGUCCGAGGGUUCAUGUUUUUUAUGCAAAAGGCAUUACGGAAAGAAGAAUAUGGGCUCAAAGAAUUUUAGAGGCGAUGACUCCGGUUUUUCCUAUUAAAUACACCUCAUUAUUAACCAGAGCUGGCUGGGCUUAUUUGAAGGAAGGUGUCACGGGUUCUUGGUUUCCGGCCUGGGUUCUUCUUCAUCAGAGAACAUUGGUUUACACUCGAACUUUAAAUCCUGUUGUUUUGGAAAAAAUUGAUCUCCGAAAGGCUCGUUGUAUCGUGCUACGAGAGCAAGAUGGACCGAAACCUGAGGCUGGAAAUAUUCCUGUUGUUGUGGUGGAUGCUGGGGGCUCAGGAGCACUUCAUUUGGCUGCACCUUUGUCCAGUGAAGCUGCAGCAUGGAGACACGCUUUUUAUCAGGCCGCGACGAAUUCCGGUCCUGCUUUAAAUCAACAGCAACUUAACCAAGAUAACGUGCCUGUCAUUCUUGAUAAAUGCAUCAACUUCAUCUACGCCCAUGGAAUAAUGACUGAGGGCAUUUAUCGUCGAAGUGGAUCUAGCAGUGCAGUUGUCAAGUUAUUGGAAGCUUUCAGACGUGAUGCUUGGGCCACACAAAUUACAAAAGAUUCAUAUUCAGAGCACGAUGUCGCAACCGUUUUGAGAAGAUUUCUUCGCGAUUUGCCGGAUCCUUUGUUCCCUUCGAAAAUUCACGACCAACUUUGCAGUACAAUUGAUAUUUCCAGUGACGAUGAGAAGGUGACGACAUAUCGAAAUCUACUUACGAAUUUGGAUACCGUUACAACUUCGACGCUUCAUCGAAUUCUUGAGCAUCUUCACUGUAUAACGCGAAAGAGUUCGAAAAAUUUAAUGACCGUUGACAAUAUUUCGGCAAUAUGGGGGCCAACAUUAAUGCACGCCGGUGGAAAUAGUGCCGAGGAUUGGAAUCGAUUGGAAUCAAAAGUUGUCGCCGAUUUGGUGAGAUUGUAUCCAAAAUUGUAUAAACUUUCGGCCGCUGAUCUUGCGAGGGAGGCGAAAAUUUUGGAGGUUCUCGAGCGUCAUCAUAUUUCAAAUAAUGGAUUGAGAGGUGCUCCGUCUGGGGAUUUGAAAAUUUGGAUUUAUCUCUUGUCGAGAGAGGGCGAAUGUGUUAAUGUCACGAUUGGACCGCAAAAAACUGCCUUCGACAUUUGUCGAGAAUUCGGUGAUAAAGUAAACUGUGCGCCUCAUGAACUUUGUUUAGAGGAAUACGAUCUCUCUGGUGCAUUGGAACGUCCUCUUCAUCACAGUGAGAGAGUUUUGGAGGUCGUUGCCAGGUGGGGAUACUGGGACCCCGACGACAGAAAGGACAAUGUUCUCAUUCUCAGAAAAGAUAGACUUUACAAAGAUAUUGUGCCUUUAGUGAAACCUCCCAUGACAAUUUCUGGUGAAUUGAAAUUCGCUGACACAAAAACGAAGAAUUUCAAGAGUUACUUGUUUGAAUUUAGCCAGGCGAAGUUGUGUUGCUAUAAAGAUAAAGUUUGUUCUGUAAAAUUGCACGAAUGGCGAAUUGAAGACAUCGCUUGGUAUUUGGGACAUGAGCCAAAAAGGAAUCCACAGAUGGGUUGGUGCAUCACUUUCAUUUUGAAAAAUAAUAAGCCAACGAGGUGCAAGGAAAAUCCGUAUUUUGGCUACACAUUGGCUGGUGCUUCGAAAGAUGAGCAGUACAGAUGGUUGGCAGCAAUGUUGUUUGGCGAAUAUCAAUGCAACUUGACACCAUCUGCUGUUAAUUUAAUGGAUGCUUAAUGUUUAUAAAAAAGAUUUUUUAUAACAAGCCUUUUACUUGCCUUAAGAAGCGUUUACAAUAUUUACUCAAUUUAUCUCAUAUCAAUUGUCUGCGAGAGGAUUAUGUAACUGAUUCUUUUAUUAUUAUUAUUAUCAUUAUAGAAGUGUGAGGUAUUUUUUACUACGAUUGCAAUCGACUGCAAAACCAAAAAAUUUCGAAAAAAUCUCUAAAUUAUUGCUUAUCCUCCUAGAGGAAGCAUUUUAUGUUAUUUUUGUCUGUUUUCGUU